AUGAAGAUCGGCUCUGUGGUCUUCGCUCUCCUGACUCGAGCGCUCUUUGGAGAUUUGUGCUUGGCCAUCAAUGUCACCAUCACCCCAUCCCCUUUUACAGUGGCCCAGGAGGGUCAGAACAUCACCCUGUCCUGUGUUGUGUCCCAGCGCCGCAGAAACGCUGCUUUACCUGUAGUCAAAUGGACCUUCUUACCCGCCGGCGCAGACCGGCCAGAAGACGAACUCCUCAUCGCACGAGUCAACAUGAGGAAAGCCCGUUUCUAUGGCAACUACACUAAAAGCUUCCCGUGGCCCAAGCUGAAGCUGACAGUGGUGAAGCAAGGGAAGAUUUUUGACUUGCUGAUCUUAAAUGUGUCGGAGGGGGACCGGGGUCUUUACAUGUGUCGAGUACAGGAGUUUAAAAAGCACCAGGACCGUUGGAAGGCCUCGUCCAACUGCACCGCCGCCACGGAGCUCAGAGUUCAUCUGCUACCAGCCACUAAAGCUAAAGAAAGCCUUUGGAGCUUAUUUGAAGAUGUGUACCUGUGUGCCGUGCUGAUCUGCUCAGUGGGUCUGCUGUGCAUGUGCAUGUUCACGGUGACCGUAACCUGCCAGUACAUACAGAGGAAGCAGCGGUUAAAAGAUAAUUACCUACUGGUCAAAAGCCCCCAGAACAGUUCAGGGGAGACGGUCACCAGUCUGGUCAGUGUGUCUCCUGCUCUGCCUAAAAAGGAGAAGAGGUACAGGAAGAAAAGGAGCCGAGCGUAUCAGGAGGAGAUCCCACCAGAGAUACCAGCCAAAGCUCCUAUUGGAGACAAAGCACGAAAACCCAAACUUUUAAAACCACAGCCAAGGAAAGUUGUGUUGCCAAAAAUAGUGGAGGAGAAUUUGACCUACGCCGAGCUGGAUCUGGUCAGGCCACUUCCGGACACCAAGGCGUCGCGUACUGGGACUGUGUACGCUCAGAUACUGUUUGAGGAACAGCAGCUAUGAGGGAAACACACACCACUAAUGACUGUGCCUUAUG
Sphaeramia orbicularis (orbiculate cardinalfish) is the source of this 1006-nucleotide messenger RNA. RefSeq names its product V-set and transmembrane domain containing 4b (gene vstm4b). Gene Ontology annotation, cellular component: membrane. Bases 1 to 972 code for a protein of 323 amino acids. NCBI's taxonomy places the organism in Eukaryota, Metazoa, Chordata, Actinopteri, Kurtiformes, Apogonidae. The record is from RefSeq and is a predicted model, not a curated record. The transcript has 8 exons.